This is a messenger RNA of Erigeron canadensis, 1272 nucleotides long. Its product is annotated as serine acetyltransferase 1, chloroplastic-like. Gene Ontology annotation, molecular function: L-serine O-acetyltransferase activity. Lineage: Eukaryota; Viridiplantae; Streptophyta; Magnoliopsida; Asterales; Asteraceae. The transcript has a single exon. The record is from RefSeq and is a predicted model, not a curated record. Bases 35 to 1150 code for a protein of 371 amino acids. Gene Ontology annotation, cellular component: cytoplasm; cytosol.
UCUUUACCUACUUUUUUUUUCCCUCUGUUUUUCAAUGAAGACAAAGGUAUCGACUUUGACUUCAGUUUUUGGUUAUGGUUUCCAGCACAAUUCCUUAAAUUUUCUUGGAUCCUUACACCAUUUAUGUCCCUUAUCAUAUCCACAAACAACUUUCAUUCAUUCAUCCAAACAACAAAACAAUGGACUAGCCUUUUGUGUUCAUGGAUCAAGAACAAUAGUUGAUGAAUCCAAAAAGCAUAAAACUUUUUACAAGCCCAAAAAUCUUGAUCAAUUUUCAUGCAUACCCAUAUCAAAAAUUCACACAAAAACCAUUCCAAAACAUGAAACUAGUCAAAAAGAUGAUGAUGAUCUUUGGUUGAUAAUGAAAGAUGAAGCAAGAUUUGAUAUUGAUCAAGAACCUAUUUUGUCAAACUACUAUUUCACUUCAAUUUUGUCUCAUGAUACAAUGGAAAGUGCGUUAUCUCAUCAUCUGUCUAUGAAGCUUUGUAACUCAAGUCUUCCAAGUGGGACCCUUCAUGAUCUUUUUAUGAGUGUGUUAACAAGUGAUGAAAAAAUAAUUAAGGCUGUUAAGGAUGAUCUAAGGGCGGUUAAAGAAAGGGAUCCAGCUUGUGUAAGCUAUGUGCAUUGUUUUUUGAACUUUAAGGGGUUUCUUGCUUGUCAAGCUCAUAGAAUUGCUCACAAACUAUGGUCAGAAAAUAGGAAAAUUUUAGCACUUUUGAUCCAAAAUAGAGUUUCUGAGGUUUUAGCAUUGGAUAUUCAUCCAGGAGCAAAAAUCGGAAGUGGACUAUUGCUUGAUCAUGCUACUGGUGUUGUCGUGGGAGAAACCGCAGUGAUAGGAGACAAUGUGUCGAUUUUGCAUAAUGUGACACUGGGUGGGACCGGAAAGAGUUGCGGGGAUAGGCAUCCGAAGAUUGGAGACGGGGUUUUGAUAGGGGCCGGGACGUGUGUUUUGGGGAAUGUUAGGAUCGGUGAAGGGGCGAAAAUAGGGGCAGGGACAGUGGUGGUGAAGGAUGUGCCUCCAAGGACUACUGCUGUUGGGAACCCUGCCAAGUUGAUUGGAGGGAAAAACAAUCCUGUUAAACAUGACAAAAUUCCUAGUCAAACAAUGGAUCAUACUUCACCCAUUGAGUUUUACGAUUAUGUUGUCUAAAUUCUAAUUAUGAUAUGAGAUCUUAUAUAUGGUUCACUUUAGUCUUAUUGGGCCAAUAUAACUUUGAAGUUUCAUCUUUAUGUAAUUCAAGUUAAAAAGUUAGUAUCUUGGUUUCAUAUGCA